AAACCCAGCCGCUGCUGCUGCCGCUGCUGCUGUUGCUGCUGUUGUUGUUGCUGUUCUUGCUGCUGCUGCUGUUACUGCUGCUGUUGCUGCUGCUGUUCUUGCUGCUGCUGCUGUUACUGCUGCUGCUGCUCCUGCUGCUGCUCCUGCUGCUGCUCUUGCUGCUGUUCUUGUUGCUGCUGCUGUUACUGCUGCUGCUGCUCCUGCUGUUGCUCUUGCUGCUGUUCUUGUUGCUGCUGCUGUUACUGCUGUUGCUCUUGCUGCUGCUCCUGCUGUUUUUGCUGCUGCUGCUCCUGCUGCUGCUGUUACUGCUGCUGUUCUUGCUGUUGCUACUGCUCCUGCUGCUGCUCUUGCUGCUGCUCCUGCUGCUGCUGCUGUUGUUGUUGUUGUUACUGCUGUUACUGCUGCUGCUCUUGCUACUGCUGCUGCUGUUACUGCUGUUGCUCUUGCUGCCGCUGCUGCUGUUCUUGCUGCUGCUGCUGCUAACUCGUCAUCCACGCUCCUCCUGUGAGCGCUUCUGGUUUUGCCCGGGCCGUCACAGGCAAGCGGAGCGGCGGCGUUGGUGGUGAUGAUAGUGGUGGUGAUGGUGGUGAUGAUGGUGGUGAUGGGAGAUGCCUCUCAACAGAUCUACGUCGUCUAAGUGACAAAGGCUACCCUCAACCAGGCCUCGAAUAUCAGCGACCACCUUCACCAUCAUCACCACCACCAUCAUCAACCACACUACACAGAGAGACACUGCACCAACCACUACCACCAUCAUCACCACCACCCCAUUUAUCAUCACCACCUCAUCCAUCUUCACCACCAUCAUAAACUACCAUCACCACCACUACCACGACCAUCAUCAUCUCCACCAACCACCAUCAUCACCACCACCUCAUCCACUACCACCACCUCCACCACCAUCAUCAUCUCCAUCAACCACCAUCAUCAUCACAACCCCAUCCAUCAUCACCACCACCAUCAUAAACCACCAUCAUCACCACCACCACAACCACCCACCUCAUCCACUACCACCACCACCUCCUCCUGCCUACCACCACCGCCGUGGUGAGACGAUGGCAGCUUCGAGGAGGUCCAUGAUGCCCGGCGCCCUCCACACGGACUUCUACCAGUUCACCAUGGCCUACGCGCUGUGGCGGUCCGGCAGAGCUUGUGCCAGGGCCUGCUUCGAGGCCUCGUUCCGCCGCGCGCCCUUUGGGGGCGGCGCGGCCCUCAGCGCGGGUCUCGCCGACUGCGUGGCCUUCAUCCAGGCCUUCCGCAUCGACGCCGAGGACAUCGACUUCCUGCGCGCUCACCUCCCCGAUCACGUGCCCGACGAAUUCUACGCGUUCCUGUCCGGGCUGGAUGCCUCCGAUGUGGUUCUGCACGCCCUGCAAGAAGGGACUGUCGCCUUUCCUCAGGUUCCCCUGCUGCGCGUGGACGGCCCCCUGUGUUUGUUGCAACUCCUGGAGACGCCGCUGCUCAACUUCAUCAACUACGCCAGCCUGGUGGCCACGAACGCGGCACGCUUCCGCUUGGCCGCCGGCAGCCAUGUGGAGCUCAUGGAGUUGGGCCUCAGGAGAGCCCAGGGCCCAGACGGGGCCCUCUCCGCCUCGCGCUACGCCUACCUGGGAGGGUUCGACGCGACAAGCAACGUCCUUGCGGCCCAGGUGCACGGCGUGCCGCUAGCGGGGACGCAGGCUCACUCCUACAUCACGGCCUUCAGCGGCCUCCACGACCUCACCGACCGGGAGCUGGCCGUGCCGGACGGGGGGCCGACGGUUGACCUGGUGGCGCUGUCCUUGGAGUGGCGUCGGCGCGUCUGCUCGCUGCUGGGCCGCGCCGAGCGCGACGCCCGCGACGCGGAGCUCGCCGCGUUCGUCUCCUACGCCCAGGCCUUCCCGCGCAGGCUGCUGCUGCUGGUCGACACCUACAGCGUGCACAGCAGCGGCGUGGUGAACUUCUGCGCUGUGGCGCUGGCGCUGGCGGCGCUGGGGCUGCGGGCCGUGGGCGUGAGGCUGGACAGCGGGGACCUCGCGCGGCAGUCGCUUGACGUGCGAGCGGCCUUCCGCCGCUGCGCCCAGAGGUGA
Lethenteron reissneri (Far Eastern brook lamprey) is the source of this 2069-nucleotide messenger RNA. It is a transcript of the gene NAPRT, whose product is annotated as nicotinate phosphoribosyltransferase. Gene Ontology annotation, biological process: NAD+ biosynthetic process via the salvage pathway. Gene Ontology annotation, cellular component: cytosol. NCBI's taxonomy places the organism in Eukaryota, Metazoa, Chordata, Hyperoartia, Petromyzontiformes, Petromyzontidae. The record is from RefSeq and is a predicted model, not a curated record. Gene Ontology annotation, molecular function: nicotinate phosphoribosyltransferase activity.